Messenger RNA from Vicia villosa (hairy vetch), 2464 nucleotides. RefSeq names its product cilia- and flagella-associated protein 58-like. The transcript has a single exon. The coding region runs from base 200 to 2242 and encodes 680 amino acids. Lineage: Eukaryota; Viridiplantae; Streptophyta; Magnoliopsida; Fabales; Fabaceae. The record is from RefSeq and is a predicted model, not a curated record.
UAUUAGCACUAGGGUUUGGGCCCUUAAAAUUUUGAAAUUCAAAUACAGCACCACAUUCAAAAACCACAGUAUUCCCAAUCCAUAACCACAUCAACAUUCAUUCAUUCUACUCCAUAGAAAAAGGAAAAACCCUAGAAAGUUGAAAAACAAAAGGAAAAACCCUAAUCCCCAUCUUUCAAUCACUCCCAAACACUCAGAUAUGGCCAAAAAGAAAGUUGCCAAUGCCCAAUCUCAGUCUCUCGACCACAAGACAUUAACCCCACAACCAACCACUACCACCGCUGAUGACUCUUCUGUUCAGAUUCAGAAUCUCAAGAACCUUAACAACGUUCUUCUCAAAGAAACUACUAAUCACAGAAACCGCAUUCAAGAGCUUCUUCAUUCAAGCCACACCGCCAUGGAUGCUGAGGCUAGAAUCUCUGAGAAAAAUUUUGCGUUGGAGAUUGAAAAGUCUGUGUUUUUUGUUUUUGCUAGGGCCCAUUUUGCUGAAUUAGGGUUUUGUUUUGAUAAGGUUGUUGAGGAGAGGGAUGAGAGAAAGUAUGAGGUUGAUGUUCAGAAGGAGAAGGUGAGUGAGCUUGUGUUGAGUCUCGAGAACGAGAAGCGGAAUGUGGAGAAGAUUAGGUUGGAAGGCGAGAGAAGGAUUGAAGAACUUGAAAAGGAUAGGGAUUUGGUUGUGAAGAAGUCGAUUGAGUCGGAGAAGGUGAUUGAUGAGUUGAAGGAGAAGAUUGAUUUGUUGGUGAAGGAGAAGAAUGAGAUUGAGAAUGUGAACAAUACUCGGGGGAGGAAGAUCUUUGACCUGGAACGUGAGUUGCAGCAACAUGUUGACCUUUUGAAAAACUCGCGGAAAGAAGAGGAGUUGAUGCGGGUUAAGAUUGUUGAAAUGGAAGAAACUAUUGGGCUUGCUGUGGAGAAGGAGAGGGAAAUGAUGGUGGAAAAUAGCAAUUUGGUUGGAGAGAAGAAGGAGAUGGAGAAGAGUAUUGAGAGUUUAACUGAGGCGAGAGAUGGUGUUUUUAGGAAACUUGAUGUGGUUCAGAGAGAGUUGGAGAAUAGGCAGCGUGAGGUUGAUGAAGCGAAUAGAGCGAGAGAUGAGAUUGAAAAGGUUAAAGUUAGUGGCGAGAACGAAAUUAUUGAGUUGUUAGGUGAAGUGAGUCGACUAAGGGGUGUUGUUGAUAAGUUGGAAAAGUCUUGCAAAGAGGUUGAAGAGAAAAAUGUUGGAUUAUGGUCUCAAGUGAAUCAUUAUAGGAAUGCUAUUCAAGAGGUGGAAUCUAUGAAUGAGCUCAACAGUAAGAAGUUUGAAGAAGAGAAAAACAAAGUGGAGAGUUAUGAGUCACAAGCUGUGGUAAUGAAGGAAAAAAUUGAUCAAUUACUUUCUCAAGUUCUAUCUUAUAAGAGUGCUGUUGAUGAAGUGGUGAUUGAGAGGGAUAACAUCAAAAAGGGAUAUGAUGAGGAGCAAAGCAAAGUAAAGAAUAUGGAGUCACAAGUUGUGGCAAUGGAGAAAAAGAUUGAGCAGUUACUUGCUCAAGUUCAAUGUUCUAAGAAUGCGGUUGAUGAAGUGGUGCUUGAGAGGGAUAACAUCAGAAAGGGAUAUGAUGAGGAGCAAACCAAAGUAGGGAAUCUGGAGUUGCAAGUUGCUGAGUUGAAGCUUGAGAAGGAUACCGUCAAGAAGGGUUAUGAAAAGGAGAAGAGUAAGGUGGAGAAUUUGGAGUCGCAAGUUGCAGGACUGAAGGAAAAAAUUGGAAAUGCUGAAGCUGAUUUGGCCAAGAUAAGAAGUGAGAAAGAGAAGAUGAAUGAGAAGAACAAGGGGCUGGGAGGCCGAGUAGAUGUUUUGACUAAGGAAAAGGAUGCUGCACAUAGUAGCCUUAUUGCAGCUCAACGGGAAUGCGACGAAUUGAGAGCUAAGUUUGACUCAUCACGCAUCGUUUCAAAGCAGGCCUUGGAAUUGUUGAAGAGUACUGCUGCUGCGGUUGUGGUUAAGGAAAGUGCGGAAGUGAUUCCUCGCAGUGGGAAGAAGAAACACGAGAAAGAAGAAAUUCAGUCUUUUGCUGAAGAACUAGAGGCGAUAAAGAAAGCAUUCAAAGUUAAGAAUGAAGCGGUGGAUCAGAUGAAGCUACAAGUUGUAUCACUGCAGAAGUCUGUGUCUGAUGCACAUUCAGGUAAGCAUUUAUGGACCGGGAUAUCCUCUGCUGCUACUGCAAUUUUUGCCGCUGCAUUCACUGCCUAUAUUACUACUAAAGGUCGCUGAAAUGUAGUCCUACUUAAUCUAUAAUAUUAGUUUUUGUAAUAGGAUCAAGAUAUACCUUGGUUUUUGGCCAAACAAUCUUGAUCCUUUAUCAACGAAGUAGUUACUUUUGUUUUAACAUCUUGAUCUUUGCUUAGUCUAUAUUGAUAGAUGGAAACUUGUGGAAAUGUGGUUGCGCUAACUGCCUAACUAUAAUAAAAUGAACCAUCUGCUAUUUGGUCUUAA